Messenger RNA from Loa loa (African eye worm), 705 nucleotides. RefSeq lists its product as hypothetical. The coding region runs from base 18 to 503 and encodes 161 amino acids. Lineage: Eukaryota; Metazoa; Nematoda; Chromadorea; Rhabditida; Onchocercidae. The record is from RefSeq and is a predicted model, not a curated record. The transcript has 3 exons.
AAUUUCAGGCUUCCGGAAUGGGACGCUGUAAUACUACAACUGGAACUUCUUCGCAGUUAGCAAUACUAACACCAAAUCAACGAGAAAGCAUUAUACAGAAAGAACGUGAAAGACGUCGACUGAUAAGGUAUCAGCAAGUGCGACAGUUAAGUGCUGAAAAUGCCGCAAAAAUACGUGAACGAGUUAAAAUGGCAAAACAGAAGAAAAUGGAGGAACUUAGAAAGCUUAUAAUGGACGCUAUUGUUCAGCGAAAUCAUUUAAAUCCCAGCGAUGUACUUUCUCCUGUUCAUAUCGAUAGUAGUGCAUUGCCCGCCGAGACAUCGCGAAAAUCAAGGCGACACCAAAUCACGAAUGAAGAAUCGUUACGUGCAGUACGUCGACAUCGUGAAGCACUGGAUAGAUUACGUCAUGAAAAUGAGCGAGAAAAGCGACGGCGCGAGCUUAUACUUGAAAGGCGAAGGGCAGCUCGUGAAAUAGGAAAUGUACGAUCGCGGAGAAUCUGACUUGAUGUAAUUUGUAUAGUAUUUCACAGUCACUUUUAUUCCCACAACAAAAAUUGCUUUAUUUCAUGAAAAUUUAGAAUUAUUAAUAGUGGCAGUAAUAAAGCUAACAUUAACAUGUAAAGCUGAUGGAGUACAGUUUUUUGGAACUUGCCUUUUUUUAAUGGACAUAUACAGAAAAUAUUCUUUCAAAAAAGAAAAAACC